This is a messenger RNA of Mauremys mutica (yellowpond turtle), 12175 nucleotides long. It is a transcript of the gene WNK1, whose product is annotated as WNK lysine deficient protein kinase 1. Lineage: Eukaryota; Metazoa; Chordata; Testudines; Geoemydidae. Gene Ontology annotation, cellular component: cytosol; cytoplasm. Gene Ontology annotation, biological process: protein phosphorylation; positive regulation of sodium ion transmembrane transporter activity; monoatomic ion homeostasis. Bases 733 to 9438 code for a protein of 2901 amino acids. Gene Ontology annotation, molecular function: potassium channel inhibitor activity; protein serine/threonine kinase activity; chloride channel inhibitor activity. The transcript has 30 exons. The record is from RefSeq and is a predicted model, not a curated record.
GAGAAUUAGCCGGGCCGGGCCGGGCGUAGCGGCUCCUCCCCCCUACCCUCGCGAGGGAGACACCCGGGCUCCCCGGCCGGGGCCUUGCGGAGGAGGCGGCUUCGCGGGCGGCCCCGGUGAGAGACCCGCGAGGGGGGUUUCCGGCUCCCCGUGAGGCGCCGGCAGGCAGCGAGGGGGGCGGCCCCGCGGCGAGCGGUUACUUCCUACCGGGAGGAGGCCGAGGUCGCCAUGGGCGCCGUGUGAGGCGAGAGCUCCCCCAGGCUCCGAGCGACCGGGCCGUGCCGUGCCGGGCCUGCCCUCCCCUCUCGCGGCAGGGGAGUGCGGGGCCUGCGCCCCCGGCCUGGGCCUGCCCCGCUCCCCACCCCCAGCCCGGGGGGCCAGUCGCUUUUCCUCUCAGAGAGCAGCUGGUCUGGCCCGCUCCAGGCAGCCAGCGGCUUCUCCCGGCCCGGCACCUGCCUCAGGCUCCUCUCGACUUCUCCCCCCUAGUCCCGUGUCCCGGCCCCGCUGCUGUCGCUCCAUGUCGGCCCCGCUGCACGGCUCCCCGCUGCAGGAUGGAUGUGGACGCUAAGCAGGGACCCACCCCGCCGCCGGCCCAGCAGCCGCCGCCAAGCCCCGCUGUGAGGAGCCCUUGGGACCCUCCUCUGUUGCAGCAGCAGCCGGACGCGCUCCCCGCUCACUGAUACCUCCCACCCCGCAUCCUCUCAGCAGCGCUACCCCGAGCCCCGCAGCACCAUGUCGGAGGGCUCCGCAGAGAGCAGCAGCCCGGCCCCCCGCUUCCUGGCUCCCCCGCCGCCUCCGCCCAAGAACGGCUCUAGCUCGGACAGCUCCGUGGGGGAGAAGCUAGGAGCCGUCGCUGACCAUGAUGGCUCGGGGGCCGGAGGAGCAGGCGGCGAGGUGGGAGGCGGGGGCCGGGGCGAGGAAUACCGGCGCCGCCGUCACACCAUGGACAAGGACAGUCGUGGGGCUGCAGCCACCGAGCACCGCUUCUUCCGCCGUAGCGUGAUCUGCGACUCCAAUGCUACUGCUCUGGAGCUGCCUAGCUUGCAGCCCGCAGCACCCCCGGCCGUCGCCACUCCCGGGAGUAUCACCCCGCUGCUGGGCUCCCCUCCUGAGCCUGCUAGUCAGACCCCCUGCGUCUCUGUCACCCACGUCCCCCUGCUGUUGCAGCAGCCGUCUCUGUCGCUUCCCCACGAGGAACAACCCAUUCAGGAGCCCCCUGCAGCAGAGGACAUCGCCCCCCUACUGCCCAAAGCAGAGGCAGAGGAAGCUGCCCCCGUACCCCAUACCAACACGGCAGGCAGUGCAGCCACCGCCAGCCGGGAGCUCCAGGAGGGGCGGAACCGACAGCAAGAGGAUAUCGAGGAGUUAGAGACCAAGGCGGUGGGCUUCUCCCUUGACGGCCGCUUCCUCAAAUUCGAUAUUGAGAUUGGAAGAGGCUCCUUCAAAACUGUCUACAAGGGGCUGGACACGGAGACUACGGUGGAAGUUGCCUGGUGUGAACUGCAGGAUCGCAAGCUGUCAAAGUCAGAGCGGCAGAGAUUUAAAGAGGAAGCUGAAAUGCUAAAAGGGCUCCAGCAUCCUAAUAUUGUUCGGUUCUAUGAUUCCUGGGAGUCUACAGUGAAGGGAAAGAAAUGUAUUGUUCUCGUGACGGAACUCAUGACAUCUGGAACGCUGAAAACGUAUUUGAAAAGGUUUAAAGUGAUGAAAAUCAAAGUACUACGAAGUUGGUGCCGUCAGAUAUUGAAGGGCUUGCAGUUUCUGCACACGCGCACUCCUCCCAUUAUCCACCGGGACCUAAAAUGUGACAACAUUUUCAUCACUGGCCCCACUGGAUCAGUCAAGAUAGGAGACCUGGGUCUGGCAACCCUGAAACGAGCUUCCUUUGCCAAGAGUGUGAUAGGUACCCCAGAGUUCAUGGCACCCGAGAUGUAUGAGGAGAAAUACGAUGAAUCCGUUGAUGUAUAUGCUUUUGGGAUGUGUAUGCUUGAGAUGGCCACGUCUGAAUAUCCUUAUUCUGAGUGCCAAAAUGCUGCGCAGAUCUACCGUCGAGUGACCAGCGGAGUCAAGCCAGCUAGCUUUGAUAAAGUAGCAAUUCCUGAAGUGAAGGAGAUCAUUGAGGGAUGCAUCCGACAAAACAAAGAUGAAAGAUAUGCUAUCAAGGACCUUUUGAACCACGCUUUCUUCCAGGAAGAGACUGGUGUGCGGGUAGAACUAGCAGAGGAAGAUGAUGGAGAGAAGAUUGCCAUCAAGCUCUGGUUACGAAUUGAGGAUAUAAAAAAGCUUAAGGGCAAAUACAAGGACAAUGAGGCAAUAGAGUUUUCCUUUGACUUGGAGAGAGAUGUCCCAGAGGAUGUAGCACAAGAAAUGGUGGAGUCAGGGUAUGUCUGUGAAGGGGAUCACAAGACAAUGGCCAAAGCGAUCAAGGACAGAGUGUCUCUGAUCAAGCGAAAGCGAGAGCAGCGUCAGUUGGUGCGAGAAGAGCAGGAGAAAAGAAAGCAGGAAGAAAUCAGUCAGAAGCAGCAGUUGGAGCAGCAGCUACAAACAAAUGCUACCCAGGCAGGGGCAAAGCACCCUCCAUCUGCCACUGGCAUCACUGCCAUCCCCACUACUUCAGCAUCAGUGUCCACACAAGUAGAGCCUGAAGAGCCAGAGGCUGAUCAGCACCAACAAUUGCAAUAUCAACAGCCUGGCAUAUCUGUUCUGUCUGAUGGGGCAGUUGACAGUGGUCAGGGAUCAUCUGUUCAAACUGAAUCAUGUGUGAGUAGCCAACAGACUGUGUCCUAUGGUUCCCAGCAUGAACAGACUAUCUCAACAGCUACAGUCCAGGGAUAUACAACUUCAGUUGGCCAAGUGCAGUCUCAACAACAUGGAGGAUAUCAGCCACCCACAGUGCCUCAACGUGGUCGUAGCAUGUCAGUUUGUGUGUCCCAUCUUUCUGCUGUUCCCUCUCUGCCCUGCAUCCCUCCCAGUAUUCCUUCUACCCCACCGCCAGCAUUGUGUGCACCUCUUUCUCCUUCCUACCUUCGGACUGCCCCUGAGGAAACCUUUGCAGAAAAGCUUUCUAAAGCACUGGAGAAUGUCCUGCCCAUGCACUCUGCCUCUCCACGCAAGCACCGACGCUCCAGCCUGCCUUCCCUCUUUGUCAGUCCUCCUCAGUCUCUGGUGCAACCGUGUGGGGGAACACCAACGUUCCCAGAUUCACAGAUAUUUUUCCCAACCAUUCAUGAACGGCCAGUGUCUUUCUCGCCACCACCUGUCUGCCCGCCGAAAGUCACCAUUUCUCAGCGGCGCAAGAGUACCUCCUUCUUGGAAGCCCAAACAUGCCACUUCCAGCCCUUGCUGAAAACUGGCCAGAGUUUACUUCCAUCUGGUGGUAGCCCCACAAAUUGGACACCAGAGGCAGUCGUUAUGCUGGGCACUACAGCUCAUAAGGUCACUGGAGAGCCCCUACAUGUGCAAGUCAGUUCAGCACCUCCUGAGGAUGCUCACUAUAGAAUGCCUCAAGAAGCAGUGUACUUAGUGGGCAUGCACUACCAGCCACAGUUGCCAGAGCAUUAUGAUACAGUAGCAUAUAAUUCCUAUGGGACUGAACAGUACUUGAAACAAGUGCCUGAACAGAAGCAUGUGCAAGGUGGCCCUCUUCAGAGCUCUGUUUAUGACUACCAAUCUGGGCAGACCUUCCUGCCAAGACAUCUACAGAGCUUGAGGCUGGAUGCUGGAAUGAGCCCACUUUCACCAUUGUCCAGUGUUUCAUCUCCAUUAAGUGCAGAUUCCACACAGAUGAAAUUUCACCAGGUAUUUGUUCCUCAUUCUGCACCUGCUGUGCUUACUCACAGUGGUGAUGGCAGAACAAGCUGUGUUUUUGAGUUCCAUGUACACACGCCAAAUUCGGCUCCAGGAGAAGGGGGUAUUUUACCCCAACGUAUUUACAGAACCUGCCGGGGGUCGAUGGAUUUUAAUCAGGAGGAAUCCACUCAGGCAACAGGGUUGCAUGGUCGCCUCCAGCCUGUGACAGAGGAACUGUGUAACUACCUUGUUCCCGAGCUAACAGUGCCCAGAGCGGGAUCUAUCAGACAGAGCUGGCCAGAAGGAAGUCCAGAAUACUCCAGUGAUUCAUCACAGCUGACUUCCUCUGACACUGGUGAUUUCCAGUCUCCUCCCCCAACAGGGGUGUCGUCUACAGCUUUUGGUUCAGACUUCUCGUUGCCCAUUGUCCCAUUGCCUCAGAAGGUAUUUCAAGAGUCGCAGCUCUUCAUCUGUUUCCAACAGGGAGCCUCAGCUCAGCAGGCUAUGUCCACCUCGUUUUCAUCAGGAACACCUGCACUCUUCCCUCAGACACAGGUGCAAGGCCAGCCAGCCUCGAGUAGUAUAUCAGUGGGGGUGCCAUGCCAGCCUACACAGCAAAGUCAGCAGAGUGCACAGCAGCUGGCUCCUUCCCAGCAGACAGGACAGUACCAGCUGCAGCAGUCAUCCGUUUCCAGUGGCGCUACCCCAUCACAGCCAGUUUCUCAAACUCAAACUCCACUGAUCAUGCCGAUGCCUCAGGUACCAGCUGGAACUCAGCUUCCUGUUUCCCAAGCAGUGCCGAUCAUCCAAGGCGAACCUCAAUUACCUGUUGCAGCACCUUCUCUCCCUCAACCUUCAGUUGCCCCAACCAUCCCCAUUGGCUCUCAUUUUCUCCCUAUGGGACAGCCCUUGUCAACCUCCCUGCUCCCCCAGUUCUCAGUCUCUCAGCUCCCCAUAGCAACACCUCAUGCGUCAGUGGCUCAGCCAGGCUUCCAGUCUCUGCCUAUCUCUAUGGCAGCUGGCAUUAACCAGCCACUACUCACUCUGGCCACAUCUUCUACAGCAGCUGCUAUCCCUGUAGGAUCAACCAUUGUCCCUAGCCAGCUUCCAGCUGUUCUACAGUCUGCGGCCCAGCUGCCCAGCCAGGUUCUCCCUCAGCUCCUGCAGCCAGUUGUUCAGUCCCUGGGAUUACCAGCCAGCCUUGGACAAGCUGCUGAAGCUGCACUUCCAGCUGGAGAUGCUUUGUAUCAGGGCUUCCCACCUCGGCUGCUGCAAUACCCAGGAGACUCAAAUGUUGCUCCCUCCUCUGCUGUGGCCUCUGUUUGCAUACCUUCUGCAGUACUGUCCCCUCCCUUACCCGCUGAUGCAUUGGCUCAGCCAGGCUAUCUUGCUGCAAUGGUGCAGCCUUAUGUGGAACAGAACAUUUUAGUUCCUCUGGGCGGUCUAGGAGGACAGGUUCAAGUGCCACAGCCUGCAGUGAGUUUAGCACAGCAGGUGUCAUCUGCGUCUUCACAGCAGGGAGCUUUAGAGAGUACUCAGGGAGCCUCACAGGCUGCUCCUUCAGAAUCUGUACCAUCAGCACAGCAACAGCUUGCACAGACUACCCCAUUGGUCUCCUCACUAGACAGUGCACAUUCUGAUGUUGCUUCGGGCAUGAGUGAUGGGAAUGAGAAUGUGCCAGGAUCUAGUGGGAGACAUGAAGGGAGGACCACCAAACGCCAUUAUCGGAAGUCUGUACGCAGCCGCUCUCGGCACGAGAAGACUGCUAGACCAAAACUGAGAAUUCUCAAUGUUUCGAACAAGGGUGAUCGGGUGGUUGAGUGCCAGCUAGAGACACACAAUCGGAAAAUGGUUACUUUCAAAUUUGACUUGGAUGGUGACAACCCGGAGGAAAUAGCAAUAAUUAUGGUGCAGAAUGAAUUUAUUCUAGCAACUGAGAGAGAUUCAUUUGUAGAGCAGGUACGAGAGAUCAUUGAGAAAGCUGAUGAAAUGCUCAGUGAGGAUGUCAGUGUAGAGCCAGAAGGUGAUCAGGGCUUGGAGAGUAUGCAGACGAAAGAUGACUGCUUCUUUCCAGGGUCCCAGAAAUUGGAGGGAGAGUUCAAACAGCCAGAUCCUGUAUCUUUCAUGCCGCAGAGAAUUGGUGUUCCUCCCAGCUCUUUCACCCAGGUUGUCCAUUCUGCUGGAAGACGGUUUAUUGUCAGUCCUGUCCCAGAGAGUCGGUUAAAAGAACAGCAGUUUUUCACCUCUUCUAUUCCUUCAGGAAAGGAACUUUCAGAUAUUGUUGCUUCCUCUCCAUCACAUGGUCCUGGGAUGAACCUGUCUCAUUCUGCAUCAUCACUGAGCCUGCAGCAAGCUUUCUCUGAGAUCAGGCAUGCACAAAUGACAGAAGGACCCAGUACAGCUCCUCCAGUUUUUAACCAAACUAUACCACCAUUUCCACCUGUACUUGCUAACAUGGCUGGGAGUCUACCAUCUACAACAGUGGCUCCUCUCCCAGCAUCUCCCCCCUCCACCACUGGUAUUUCUCUUCCAGUAGCUCAGUCUGUUGUUCCCCUGCCUACAGAAAAGGUGCCAGCUGGAGUUGCACCAAGCACAGGUGUUUCAGGCUCCAGCUCUCCCACAACAUCACAGUCUGGGCACCAAUUAAUUGGUGGAGUGACUUCCAGUAUGAGUGCACCUGCUUCUUUUUCAUUAACUGUUACCUCGCAGACUGCUCAACCACUGACUGAAGAAGUUGUCCCUAAUAUCAGCGCACCUGCUUCUUUAACAUUGCCACCAACACAACAAAUUCCUGUCAUGGCUGGCCCCAGUGUUAGUGCACCAAGUGCUGUACCCCCACCUGUGACAUCUCCGCCUGCUCAACAGAUUUCAGGUAGUAUGGAGUCUGUGGCAGCUCCGCAAACAUCUGUAGCCCCAACUAUGGCUCAUAAUGUGACUUCACAAACUCCUCAGCUCAGCAGCAGUAGUUCCAUCCCCAGUCUGGCAGAAACAGUUGUUGUAAGUGUGCUACACUCAAAGCCUGAGGAUGGACAGUCAGUAGAUAAACCGCAGCUGUGCAGUGCAGCUGGCUUGUCCCUUCCCAUCUCUGCACCAUUGUCCUCUGCAGUGGCAUCAAGUAUAUCUAGUUCAGUCCCUCAGCCUGCUGUGGUGCAUCCUUUACUCAUCCCAUCAGCAGUUGCAUCAACACCUGUCCUACCCCAGGCAGCAGCUGCAAUAUCUACCCCCAUAUUACCCCAAGUUCCUCUAUCUGGCAUCCUACCACUGACGCAGCCAGUUGCUAACUUGCCUGCAGUACAGCAGACCUUGAUACACAGUCAACCUCAACUUGCUCCGCUGCCCAAUCAACCUCAUACUCAGUGUCUGGAGGCUGAUGUUGACACUCAACCCAAAGCUCCUGGCAUCGAUGACAUAAAGACCUUGGAAGAAAAGCUACGAUCUCUAUUCAGUGAACAUGGCAAUGUUGGAGCAACACAUCCACCAAUAUCUCUGGAGACAUCACUGGUAAUGGAGACUACAGUCAUGCCUGGCAUACCAACCACUGCUGUUGCACCAACUAAACCUAUGACCGCCACUACCAGCUCUAGUAUACCACCAGUUAGUUUGCCCCUUGGACCAGCUGGCGUACCAGUGAUGACACCAGUUGCCACACCUGGUCAAGUGGGCAUUCCUGUCACCUAUGUUCCAGCAUCAGGCAGCAUUGCAACAACAGCAGUGAAACCAGUGACCCCUCCCUCAAAGCCACCUAUUAGCAGGGUACCGGUGCUACCGGUAGGUUUUGAACUUCCAGCUGGCACUCCAUCCAGCGAACAGCUGCCACCCUUUCCAGGACCUUCACUAACUCAGUCCCAGCAGCCUCUAGAAGAUCUGGAUGCUCAGUUGAGAAGAACCCUCAGUCCAGAGACUGUCCCAGUGACCUCUGCUCCUGCCUGUCCUGUGCCAGCAAUGGCUUCUACAGCGGUUACUGGAGUGGUGUCUGCACCAGCACAGCCCCUGAAAGAAGCAUCACAGGAUGCAGAGAGCAGUGCAACAACUACCACUGCAGGAGCUGGAGUUUUUAAGAUGGGACGAUUUCAGGUGUCUGUGGCAGUGGAUAAUGUACUGAGAGAGAGUGACAGUAAACCUGAAGAAACUAAGCCUGUGCAUUUUGAGACAACCUCCUCUGAUUCAUCCUUGUCUGGCAGCAGUCCAGAGAAUACGCUUGUGAAGCAGACUUCCAAUGGGACAACAGAGGCUACCACCGGUACCUCCUUAGAUGUGACAGAUUAUGUUGUUUCACAGACAUUUCCUGCCAUACAAUUGCCAUCAGAGGCUGGGCAGCCAACUAAAGUUGGGCGCUUUCAAGUGACAACAACAACAGACCAACUGGGUCGUUUUUCUGUGUCCAGGACUCAAGAUGAGGUCACCUGUGUGGAGAGAGAACCCCCAAUGACUCUUCCUCUUUCUGUGGAUUCAGAACCAGUUUCUCCUCCACCCAUGACUCCAAAGAAAGAGGUGCCAGAAUUGGUGGAGCCACGGCAGUCUCCGCUUAUGAAUGGGCCAUCAUCUGAUCUGGAGGCUGCCUUCCUGAGUGGAGCGGCUCAGGAACUGGAUGAUGGCUCAGGUAGUCCAGACUCUCUCCAACCACUGGGUUCAAAGAUCAGUCUCCCCAUCCAAAGCUUUAGCAACUCAUUGAAUUCUUCCUACAUGAGCAGCGACGAGUCAGAUAUUGAAGAUGAAGACUUGAAAUCAGAGCUACGCCAGUUGCGGGAAAAGCACUAUAAAGAGAUCCAGGAGCUGCACAAUCGCCAGAAGCAGGAGAUUGAAUUGCUGUACACCAAACUGGGAAAGGUCCCCCCUGCCGUAAUCAUCCCCCCAGCUGCUCCUCUCUCAGGGAGGAGGAGGAGACCUACUAAAGGAAAAGGCAGCAAAUCCAGCCGCAGCAGCUCCCAGGGUAAUAAGAGCCCUCAGCUGCUAGGCAACCUGUCUUCUCAGAGUGCCCCCUCAGUCUUGCCCCCCCAGCAGACUCUUCAUCCUCCUGGAAAUGUCCCAGAGAUUGGGCAGAACCAUCUGUUACAGCCCCUUAAACCAUCUCCUUCUAGUGAGAACCUCUACUCUGCCUUCACCAGUGAUGGUGCUGUUUCGGUACCAAGCCUUUCUGCACCAGGCCAAGGGACCAGCAGCACCAACACAGUUGGGGGUACAGUGAACAGCCAGGCACCCCAAUCUCAGCCUCCUGCCAUAACUUCCAGCCGGAAAGGGACUUUCACAGAUGACCUGCACAAGUUGGUAGACAACUGGGCCCGUGAUGCUAUGAACCUCUCAGGAAAGAGAGGUGGCAAGGGGCAUAGCAACUAUGAGGGCCCUGGAAUGGCAAGAAAGUUCUCAGCACCAAGCCAGCUAUGUAUUUCUAUGUCAUCCUCCCUGGGUGCUACGCCUAUCUCUGCAGCAUCAGCUACCUCUCUAGGUCACUUCACAAAGGCUAUGUGCCCUCCACAGCAGUACGGUUACCCAGCUGCGCCCUUUGCAGCUCCCUGGAGUGGGACAGGUAGUCCAGCACAACCACCCCUUGGUCAAUUCCAGCCUGUAGGAGCUGCCUCUUUGCAAAGCUUCAACAUCAGCAACUUGCAGAAAUCCAUCAGCAACCCCCCAGGCUCCAACCUGCGGACCACUUAGCCGGACCCAGAGACUCUGCUGGGUAGAACUUGGGACAGGAGAUGGGGAGGGAGUUAGGGCUACUAGUGCUGCACUGAACUGGCGAUUUCUGCCAGAAUGGGAAUGAGCUUCCCUUUUCCAACCAUUGCUGUCAGCUCUCAGUAAAGAGAGUUUCCCCAUUUCUGAAGGGGGAGGAGGGUGAUGAGUGUGAACACUCCUGCUCUUGUAUAAGAUGAGCAAUGAAGAUAGAAGUCACUGGAUCAAUGUGAUCUCACUGUAAAAGUACUUCUGUUUGAGUCUGAAUCCACAUGUGCGGAGAUGGAGAGUUUAGUCUUAGCAUGAGGUUUUAACACACUUCUCAUCUUCCCUGAAGAAUCAAGGCCAGGAGAGAAGCUGUCCAAAUCUCCCUCCUCUCCCCAAACAAUCAUCCUUACCUCCUGAGUGGUAAGGCACACAAAUGGACUUGCAGUGCAGCCCAUGCUUGAGAGAUAGGUCAUUAUUGCUUUAAGUAAAAGAUAUUAACAGCUUUGACUGCAGCAUUAGAGCAAUUUAAAUUGUUUAAAAAUAAUUUUUAAAAAGUUCCCUGCGGACAUGUACUUACCAUCAGUUUUGAUGUGGAAACACUGUGAUAUAUAAAUGUUGUUGGACAACAGUAGUUUAAAAAUGAGUGGAAAAUAGAGGGUUAAAAAAAGUUAAAAAGAAAAAAUGGAAAAAAAGCUAGCUAUAUCCUAUACUUAUUGGAGACACUUUAACUUUUUCCUUUGUAUUUUCAUUGUAUUAGAUAAAUGUGAAUGUAAAAUUGUAUAAAUUUAAUGUACUUGAAUACUUGUCUGUUCUCCCAGUAUGCUUGCUGGAUAUUUUAGUGCCUUGGACUUUUAUUGCUUCUGCAGUUAGCAUCGCAUUCUCAGCGGGUCCCAGCUGGUCAGAGAGCAAGUUAAGGGAAGAAUGGACUAUUUUGUACCUAGUGACUGAGAUACCAAAGGGUUAACUAAGUAUAGUCAUACUGUAACUUGGCUAGGGUAGGUGCUGGAAGGAGGGAGAGCCAUUGAGGCUGUAGGUUGGAACAGAGCUUUGGGUGGUGGGGAAACCUGUCCAUGUUGACAGAGUAAGAAGUUGAUGGCACAGUGCUAGUGUAACAAGGGGUGAUAGGCAGAAGUGAUGGAGGGGAAAGAGGAAGCUGAAGUGAAACUAACAAAUACUGCCUAGAGCCUUAAGAGGGCUGGAUCAGAACAGAGGAUGGGAAGAAAGUGCAUAUUUUGGAGAAGUUCAGCUUUAAAGGUGUUUUGACUAUUAAGCUGUGAUAUGGAAAGUGGCUAGGUGAGGGUGGAGCCAUUACCCUUAGGGGGAUGGAGUUAUCUGCUGGGAUUGCUUUUCUUACUUUUUUUUUUUAUCCAUUCGUGCUAGGAGUAGACUUUCCUGGUGCGAUGUCCAUUGCCGGCAAUGGAUGCACUCGAAACAGCCGGCAUCAAGGAAUUCCCUGUUUUAAGCAUGCAGAGGACUUAUGAUUUUGUUCACUCUAAAGAAUUCAAACUGGUACCAGGACCAUAACUAACUGUGCCAUCUUUUAGUAGCUGUAUUGUACCUUCUACUGCUCAACUCAUUUUCCCUUUUUCAUACUGAAAAAUACUGGUUCCCUGUUCAAUGUAAUAAUACUGCAACCAACCAGUAUUACUCUGUAGUGCUGCAACAAGCUGUGAAGGGUCAAAGUACUGCUUCCUGCUACUUGGGAGUAGCUCAGUGGUGUCCUGGAAGUCUCUGCACCAAGGAAACCUUACACGAAUUUUCUGUGAGCACUGCUCCCUUGUGGGGGGUCUUACUAGGGAAUUUAUACUUUCUGUGGAUGUUUUGCUCGUCUCUUAAAAACAAAUGCACAGGAUCUGUUUCUUUCCCUUCACCUGGUUUUGAUGUUUACAGCAGCUUUGUCAGCCAGGAUACCACUGGCAUAUAUAGGUUGGCAAUGAAGAGUCUGUGGGUGGAGGCUAGUGGCAAGGUGGUUGGGUUCUAACAGUUGCUCAGUAGAUUUUUUUUUUUUUUUAAUUCUUGGUAAAUAACACAGGCACUGUAGAACCAUAGAAUGAGAUAAAAGGUCUCACCGUUGUGUAUGUGUGGUUGGAAGAGGAAGAGAAAAUGUCUGCUGGUAAAGUUAAUCAGAAAGCCUCUGCUUUCUGGUUAAAAUGACUGGAGAGGAGGCUCCUGAAUACACCAAGUAUGGGUAGGGAAAACAAUGCUCUGUGUAAUGGAGUAAUUAUACGGCUGAAGCAGUAACAGGAGUGGGGCAACACUUCGUGGCAGAAGAACUGAUCAGCUGAAUGCAGCACAUGGUUAUUUAAUUAUUUUGAUUUAAUAAGUUUGAGGUCGGUUUUUCACUUAACGUUAUGCAAGAACUGGUUUUAUUUACCAUUGAUUUCCCUCCUGUGGAUGAAAUAACUGAAGUCUAGAGGAAUAAACUAAUGCUACUGAACUGUUAAAUUAUUUUGUGUUAAUAUUACACUUUGAGUACAUUUUUCCACAUAAAAUCUGUUUCUGAAUUACAAAUGUUUUCUUUACAUUAUUUAACGAUGUACACUGUAAAAAAACAAAAAUACACACAAAUAAAAUGAAUUCAAACUUUGGGCUUCCGUGGCCGUAGUUAAUUGUAUGUUUUGCACUAAAUCCAGGCAUUGCGCUUCUUGUACGAUUGCGCUUUGUGCUGCAGUUUGUUACCUUUGUAGAAUAUUUAAUGAAAUCAUUCAAAUAAACCAAACCUGCUUUUGUUGAA